Messenger RNA from Trichogramma pretiosum, 3148 nucleotides. RefSeq names its product E3 ubiquitin-protein ligase SIAH1-like. The record is from RefSeq and is a predicted model, not a curated record. Gene Ontology annotation, cellular component: cytoplasm. Bases 486 to 1325 code for a protein of 279 amino acids. Gene Ontology annotation, biological process: proteasome-mediated ubiquitin-dependent protein catabolic process; multicellular organism development. NCBI's taxonomy places the organism in Eukaryota, Metazoa, Arthropoda, Insecta, Hymenoptera, Trichogrammatidae. Gene Ontology annotation, molecular function: zinc ion binding; ubiquitin protein ligase activity; ubiquitin conjugating enzyme binding. The transcript is spliced from 5 exons.
ACUGUGGUGCUACUGCUGGAGGUGUACUGUAAUAUCAUUCUCGAAUGGUCGAUGUAUACAAUUCUUUUGCUCUGUGCAUUAUAAUCGCCAGUGGAGCGUGCAUUUUUCAACGUGACAUUCAAACUUUCGUGACAACCAACUCGAGACAGGCAGCAGCAGCAUCAACUUUCGUGCUCAUUCGUGCGUUCGUGUGCGUGUCUGUUUGCCUUUUCUGUGUGUGCAAACUUUCGUGUAUAAGGUGCAUCAAUCGCGCUGCCUCUGACCACUAUGACAACAGUGAAGUUUUUUUCUCUUGAGCCCGAGCCCGACGAGAAGCACACUGCUGCGGUGAAUAUGUCAACCCAUUCAAACUCCAAGGAAUCAGCUAAUCUCGGAUCUCAAAUCUUUGAUUUUUAUUCAAAACAACCUGCACACUACUUUUGUUAGCCGCAGUUGCCUUUGAUGACUUUGAGUAUCAUUACAGCCAAGCAUUUCAUGAAAGUAAAAUGUCCCAGCUGAAUAUAAGUACUGGCAAACGAGGUCGUAAUAUGGUAAAUUCUUCGGCUUCAUCUGUAGCAUCCUUGUCAAAUACUGCAGACCUUGCCAGUCUGUUCGAAUGUCCAGUGUGCUUCGAUUAUGUUCUACCACCAAUUCUACAAUGCCCAAGCGGUCACUUAACUUGUAGUAACUGUCGACCCAAACUCUCUUGCUGCCCGACCUGCAGAGGGCCUCUCGGAAACAUUCGAAAUCUGGCUAUGGAGAAAGUAGCAAGCAACGUUAUGUUUCCCUGCAAGUAUUCAACGAGUGGCUGUAUGAUAACUCUAGUACAUACAGAAAAACCUGACCACGAGGAUACAUGUGAAUUCCGUCCAUACAGCUGUCCCUGCCCUGGUGCCUCUUGCAAAUGGCAAGGAUCAUUGGAGUUAGUCAUGAAUCAUUUAGUCAUGAGCCACAAAAGCAUUACAACCCUACAAGGCGAAGACAUAGUCUUUUUAGCCACCGAUAUAAACUUGCCUGGAGCAGUCGACUGGGUCAUGAUGCAAUCUUGUUUUGGACAUCAUUUUAUGCUUGUUCUUGAAAAACAAGAAAAGUAUGAUGGACAUCAACAAUUUUUUGCAAUUGUUCAGCUCAUUGGAUCUCGUAAACAAGCGGAGAGUUUUGCCUAUAGGUUAGAGUUAAACGGCCAUCGUCGACGACUUACGUGGGAGGCGAUGCCACGAUCAAUUCACGAAGGUGUAUCGUCUGCGAUUCAAAACUCCGAUUGUCUCGUUUUUGACACAUCGAUCGCGCAAUUAUUCGCUGACAACGGCAAUCUCGGCAUCAACGUGACAAUUUCGAUGGCAUGAGGUAAAGCUGCUUCGUCUGCUGGCUUGUGAAACGACAUCGCCGACAAUGCCAAUAAACGACACUCGCUGUAAAUAUUAUUUAUAUGUAUAUAAAUAUACAUAAUUGCUAGCGUACGUUAGUAAGAAACAUCCAUGAAAUACACUGUGCGUGUAUACAAAACAAAGUAUACACAUACAUACAUCAAUAAGUCUGUACAUAGUUAUAUAUAUAACUGUUUUAAUUAACGAGAAUAGUGCAAAUGUAAUGCAAUGAGACCAGUUCUAUGAUAAAUUGAUAAGGUGUUAAAUGUAAAGUAUGACAAAUGUCUUUACUCGUUUGGUUAUAGUGUGGUAAAGUGGCACGUAAGAGAAUGAAACUGUAAAUUAGCCAAAGCUUUCUAUUAAUGAGUUUUAGUCACGAAAUUAUUAUUAAUCUUUAAGAGUACUAUCAAAUAAAUGCGGUUAGGUCGUAGAAAAAACGAUUUCAUUGUUCGGUCACUUUGCCGUAGAACAAAAGCGUAAAGAUCUUGCUAGGGUCUUUGAAACAUUAAAAUAACGAUAAGAAAUAGAUUUACAUUUUUGUAUGAUGCAUAUAUAUUACUAAAAGUUGUUCUUUACAAUUAAGUUACAAUUCAAAUCUUUUUAAAUAUAUCUGGAACGAAACAACGAAUAUCAAGUAAUUUUCUCUAUUUCUUAUCGGCGAGAGUUUACUCGACAAAAAUGUAAGCAGUCAUAAAAGAGAUAUUGUAAAACGAAUGCAUGGUUGAAACUAAAUUGAUUUUGAAAGAUCGUGAAACUUAUUUUUGAGUGAAUGUGCACGGACGUAUGAAAAGGAGUGUGAUUGUGAUACUAAAAUUCUAAAAAAAAUUAUCUCUUUAUCAUUUUAUCUAAAGCUCCUUUGCUUACUUAAUCUUAAAUAUUUUGUAAAAUCAGAUAAACUGCCCAUGAAAAAGACAUUUUUCAUUAAAACUGUCAAGUACCAAUAAUUAACUUGUCUACAAUGUUUUUAUGUUGUGCUACGUUGCUUGUUUUAUAUUUUGUUUAUUAAAUUCUAACAUGGAAAAAACAUCACAGCCAAGACUGAUUAUAAGUACUUGAUGUAUUCUCAUGUGAAAUUUUGAAUUGUAAACGGCUAAUAAUAUAGACUUUUGCAAUUUGCUAUUAAUGUCUGGUAUUUUGAUAUGAGUUAAAUUAAAGCAAUAGCAAAUAUCAAUCAACUUGCUUAUAAUUAUCUCAAAAUUUUUCUUGUUUGAAUUAUUUAAAUUCGUGCGGAUUAAAAAAAUUUGUAAAUUGUAUCUAUAUAUUGCGUAAGUUGUGUAAAUUCUUAAAAAUCAUAAUGAUAUUACUAAAAUAGUUAUAGAUCUAAAAUUUCAAACUACUAUAAGAAUAAUGCCGGUUAGGUGCUAUCGCACCUACUGAUUUUAGUACGAACGAUCCGACUUUUUAUAUCGAGUUUCGAAAAAUUAUGCGAAUGUUCGUUAAUACAUUUCAUAUGUGACAAUAUUUUGGGACGUCCCCCAAAGUCACGACUCACAAAUUUUUGUCAGUAUAUAACCCAUUCACGAUUAAAUAGACUUGAAUCAAUCAAUUGACUGACUUAUAAUCAAUUUAUCGCUAUAAAUCAUGUGAAAGAAAACACAUUGCACUGAUCCUAUUAUUGGCUGCGAAACACCAACUAUAUGAAUUAUCGAAAAUGCUUUUGCGAUUGUUACUGUUUAAGAAUUCGAAACAAUAUGACUUUUUGUUGACAAAACAACGAUCGAUCGUGUACAGAGUAAAACAAAAACUGCAAACUCGAAGUGAUUAUUUCCUAUCUUGUAAAAUACUAUUUCGACGAAAAAAAA